This is a messenger RNA of Boleophthalmus pectinirostris (great blue-spotted mudskipper), 1020 nucleotides long. RefSeq names its product germ cell-specific gene 1-like protein. The transcript has 5 exons. Gene Ontology annotation, cellular component: plasma membrane. Bases 1 to 1020 code for a protein of 339 amino acids. The record is from RefSeq and is a predicted model, not a curated record. Lineage: Eukaryota; Metazoa; Chordata; Actinopteri; Gobiiformes; Gobiidae.
AUGAGGCUGAGGCACGGGCGCAGGGCGACGCUCGCGCUCACUCUGAACUUUGUGGCGUUCGCGUUCGCCUUGUCCGCCGUCACCACGAGCUACUGGUGCGAGGGGACCCGGAAAGUGGCCAAGCCCUUCUGCACGGGGCCCCCUCUUAAGGUGAAACAGUGGUACUGCAUCCGCUUUAACAGCUCCAACGUGAACGACUCCCGCCUGGUGCAGUACAUCUUUGAGACCGGAGAGGAGAAGUUUCUGCUCAGGAAGUUUCACACCGGAAUUUUCUUUUCCUGUGAACAAGCUGCAGAUAUGAACGGGUUCGACUGCCGGGAUUUCUCAGAGAUCGCUCCUGAACAUGAACGAGGAGUGCUGUGGCUGUGCAUCGUGGCAGAGUCUCUGUACCUGUCUCUGCUCUUUACCGGAGGCGUCCUCAUGGUCCUGGAGCAGUGUCCCUGUUUCAGCCUCAUCAACAAACUCAAGCUCAGUGCCUUCGCUGCCCUCUGCACGGCCGCCUCAGGUCUGUGUGGGAUGGUGGCCCACAUGAUGUUCACCACAGUGUUCCAGUUGGCCGUUGCCAUGGGACCUGAGGACUGGAGACCAAAGACCUGGGACUACAGCUGGUCCUAUGUUCUGGCCUGGGGCUCCUUUGGGACCUGUAUGGGGUCUGCAGUCACGGCUCUGAACCGUUACACCAAAACCAUCGUGGAGUUCAAGUACAAACGGAGAAACAUCGCCAAAAACCUGGUCCUCAAACAGAAGCUCCUGGAGCUGGACCUACUGGACUACGACCCCUGUGACCCCUACAACCCCAAGAUGACCUAUGACCCUUGUGACCCUGAGGUCACCUUAGGUUGUAACCUUAAAGUGACCUGCGACCCCGACGUGACCUAUGCCCCCUGCGAUCCAGAGGUCAUCUUCACCCCCUGUGACCCAGAGUGUGACCCCGACAUGACCUAUGACCUCGGCAACCCCGAGGUGACCUGUGACCUCCACCUCAACGGACGCCCCCUACAGGAAGUGCGAGUGAACUGA